Messenger RNA from Bactrocera oleae (olive fruit fly), 2079 nucleotides. The record is from RefSeq and is a predicted model, not a curated record. Lineage: Eukaryota; Metazoa; Arthropoda; Insecta; Diptera; Tephritidae.
ACUCUAUUGAACUCCGAAAUGUAAUUAAGGUGACAUGAUAAUUAACGUUCUAUUUAAUCAACUGACCAUGAAAUGUCUAUAAAGUAGUUUUUAAAAGAAGAGUGGCAUCAAUACUUUUGCAUACUGUUAAAUCGAUAAAUCCGUUUAAAACAGCUGAUUACUAACGUGUGGUCAAUGGCGAUAUUUUCGUUAUUCUUGAUAUUGAAAUAUUAAUAAAUGUCUUCUUAUGUGACAAACACAAACUUAACUUGGAACAUUGAUCAUAAAUAUAUAAAUCUGCUCUCUGCUUUGUUAUAUUCAUACAAGAAAAUAUCAAACAACGAUAGAUUGAGCAAAUCACGUUCGAUACUUAUAUUGUAAUCACUAACAAUGUAAACUAAACCAAAACAAACCAAAUUUACAGUUUGUUUAUAUUUUGCCAAUUUUGAAGCUAAAUUGUUUUAUCAGGUGAUUUGUCAAUUAUAUAUAUUCAUAGCCAAUGACUUGGACAUUUGAUCAUAGCUGUUAGUAAUGCGAGUAAUCAAAUGUCGACCGAUAGCAAUUCGAAAUCAUAGCUUCUUUUUGUAUGUCACCGAAUUGUAAAUGGUGAAUUGCCCAGUGGUAACUAUUAUGAAUAUGUUAUUGUAUAUAUUCUCUACAAAAUGCUGAAUUUAAACGAUGAUUGUCUUCUUUACAUUAUAACAUUAUUAAACCAAAAUGAUCAACUGCAAUUAAAACGCGUGUGUAUACGUUUAAAUAACUUAGUAAAUAUUUAUUGGUAUCAUAAAUAUAAAAAAUGGAGUAGAUAUGACACGAAAUAUCAAAAUAAGAAAGCAUUGCUAUGGAUGAUAUAUCAUUUACAUGAUUACAUUGAUGACUUGAAUUUAGGCUGCUUGCAAACGGAUGAUAUGGAUAUUUUGGGAAGUUAUGUAUUUCCUAAUACACAUACACUAAUAGCUGAUGCUGAGAUUGUAGAAACAAAUGCAUUAAAUGUACUUCCUAAAGUAUUUCCAAACUUAAAUAAAAUAAAUUUAGUCGCCAAUAUUAAUAUGAAUGUAAUUGCAAAAAUGAAAUUUUUAACGGAAUUAAAAUUAGAUUACGUUCUAUAUACAGGCGAUUUCAGCUUACAAUCUAUUUUUACCAAUUUAAAGCUACGCAAGUUUAGUUUUGGUUACACAAAAGAUGAACCCCGUGAGCUGUAUAACAAUUUCAAUGAUAUUCAUAGCAUUAUUCAAUGUCAAACGUUAGAGGAGUUUUCCACAAAUGCCGAGUUAUUAAAUAUUAUAGCCGAUAAGCUAUCUGAAUUAAGAAAUCUUAAGUUAAUUGGUUGCUUUAUACAUUCUAACGAUCAUGAAUACGAGCCCAUCUACGACAAGAUCGUUGAAAUAUUUGGUUUGAGAAUACAUACACUGAUUAGCGAUAGUUUUAUAAGUUAUUUUCCUAUGCAAAUUCUAUUAAAAAUGCCAAAUUUAAGAAAAUGGAUUAUGAAGGAUCGUUUUGUGAGUCGAUUCGAUAAAAAUGUUUUAGCAAAGAGCUUAACAAACUUGGAAGAAUUGCUGUUGAUAAAUAUAAAAAAUAUUUUACCAAUAAAUGGCAACAGUUUUGAGAUUUUUGCUGAAGACUAUUCGGAUUUAAAUAUAUUUGAACUUAUUAGUGCUUGUAAAAAGCUGCGAGUGUUGGGUAUACCUAUGGAAUGGCUAAAUAAAGAGUUGAGUUUGACAGAACUUUAUAAUCUCUUACGCGAUAAAGGUGAAAAAGGAUCACGCUUAGAGGUGCAAUUUUUUACGUUCGAAUCAAACGCUGACGUCAAAAAGCAAUUGACGGAAAAUUAUGAAGACCAAAUGAUUAUUACCCAGACGUGUUUUCCGAAAGAAGAAAUUGACCGUUAUUCUUUGCAUUACUUCAGUGAGCGCUUAUUUGAGAUACAGUUCUAAACAUUACAUAAUUAAUUACGUAAAUUACUAUUUUUUAAAUUUAUGUACAGAUGAACGUGUAAAUUUUGUUAUAACUUUUAAACUGAAAAAUAUAUUUAUGGAUGUUUUUGGAAGUUAUUACCAAAGUGUAGAUAUUAAACCUAAACCACUAAGAAUUGUUCUGGAA